Molecule: messenger RNA, 999 nt
Organism: Saprolegnia parasitica CBS 223.65
Lineage: Eukaryota; Oomycota; Saprolegniomycetes; Saprolegniales; Saprolegniaceae
Exons: 7
Coding region: 1-999 (332 amino acids)
Source: RefSeq, a predicted model, not a curated record
AUGCCGUUUCUGAUUGGCGCGCGCCAUGGGACACGCCAAAUUGGCAUGGCCUUGUGCAAGUACGCCGACCUUGGUGUCGACGCCGUCGUCCUCACGGCCGACGGCUCGUGCGGCGACGGCGCCAUCAUGUGCGUCGUCGACAGCAGCUGCGCGGUGCGUCAUGAGGUAGCAGCCAAUACGACACGCUUCAAUCUACGGUCGGGCUGGCGCCUCGGUGACCUCUCGCGCUACCCCCACCCGCAACUAGAGCUUGUGGACUUGGAUAUUGACUUGUCGCUUCACCGGUACCAGCAGCUGCCGUCGGAGCUUGAAGAAUUAUCGUUUACGAGCAGCAUCCUGGCGUCCGAGACAACGACGACUGCAAUGGAUGGCCUCGAGAUGCCCCGAGGACUCCGGCGCAUCGAUCUCAGCGGGGUCUCUGAGCUCUUCAAUUUCAACGCGACGCCUCACACCCUGCGCUACUUCUCGUGCAAGGACUGUGAUCUCACAGUCUUUUCGAUGCAACCGCCGGCUUUGACCGCAUUGAGCUUGUUGGCACCAGCAUCCAAUGACAGCGCUGGGUACCGCGUCCGUAGUCUGCACCAAGAUGCCGACUACUGCCGCGUCUAUCAAGACAUGCCAUACAUCGCGGACACCAACAACCGAGUCUACACGGACCUUGCCAUCGGCGCCGUAGCCCUCUUAAUCAUUGCCGUUGGGAUAUACUACCACGGGAAGCGCGUCGCCAAGACGGACCGCGCCGCCGCCGACGACUACCUCAUCUCGUCGCUGACGUCCAACGAGCUCGAGACGCUCCAGAUGCUGCAGCUGGACGCGUCCAGCCUCGUCGUGUCCGAUGCCAAGCCGAUCGCGUCCGGCGCGUUUGGCGACGUCUGGCGCGCCACGUACCUCGCCACCAACGCCACCGUGGUCAUCAAGCGCACCAAAGACCGCCGACCCGAAGCCAUCCACGCCUUCAUCCAAGAAAUCCUCCUGCUCGCCAAAGCCCGUACAUUGUGA